Molecule: messenger RNA, 651 nt
Organism: Zasmidium cellare ATCC 36951
Lineage: Eukaryota; Fungi; Ascomycota; Dothideomycetes; Mycosphaerellales; Mycosphaerellaceae
Exons: 1
Coding region: 1-651 (216 amino acids)
Source: RefSeq, a predicted model, not a curated record
AUGCUCACCUACUUCCUCAACCUCCUCUUCCCCAAAUCCGCACCCCAACCAACCCUCCUCUCCCUCCCCCCAGAGACCCGCCUUAACAUCUACACCACCCUCUUCCCACCCCUCAAACUCCACCUAACCCCCCUCACACCCUCCAACCCCCUCCCAGAACCCCCCAUCCUCCACACCACCUCCCUUCUCCGGUCCGAAGCCCUCCCAAUCUUCUACUCGGCCAUCGAAGUCCACAUUCCGACGUUCCACCGCACCACGCCGCCGGAGCGGGUUGGCGUGCUCAUUGGGAAGAUCCCUGAAGGACAAAUCAAGCAGAUCCGAAGAUUCGUGGUUCCGUGGACGUUGAGGUUUGAGGUUACGGUUCAACUCUCUCCGAACCCUUGGAGGAGAGCUCAGAGCGAUGGUGCUGAUGGUGGUGGUUUAGCGGUGGGAGAGAAGCACUAUGUCGUUGUGCGGUCUAUGCGGGCGAAUAUCAGCGAGGAGUUUUGUGAGAAGUUCACCGAGGCCGUUUUGACGUGGAUCGAGGAUUUGCUUGAGAGUCAUGAAGAGAAGGGGUUGUAUCUGAAUGCGAAGGAUUUGUGCUCCUUGGUUGCGAACAUCAAUCGGCAUGCGCCGACGAUGUUGAGGCAGGUCUGUGGGAUCUCUGUUUGA